AUGCCAGACAAUCCCGCCGAAGAGUGUCUCGCACCAGUGCGUAACCGUUCAUGGCGAUCCCUCGUUUAUGUUGCGUGUUGGUGUUGGUGCAAGGGGCAGGAGAUACCGAUAUACAUAUGGUACGAGUCGUAUCCGACCCACAGUGGCGAUGGUUACGAAGGUCGAGUCUCGAGAGUCAGCCCGAAUUCACCGUAUGGCGUGGCGAGCCUGAACCUGACAGACAUCCGUGAGAGCGAUCAAGGAUGGUACGAGUGCAAGGUCGUCUUCCUCAAUAGGUCGCCCAACAGUCACAAGAAUGGUACCUGGUUCCACCUGGACGUUCACGCACCGCCAAAGUUUAGCAUCAUACCGGAGGACAUGAUCUACGUGAAUGUGGGCGACGCAAUAAUAUUGAACUGCCAAGCCGAAGGCACGCCGACGCCGGAAAUCCUCUGGUACAAGGACGCGAACCCGGUCGAGCCGUCGGCUACCAUCGGAAUAUUCAACGACGGCACCGAGCUUAGGAUUGCGACGAUCAAGAACGACGAUAUCGGGGAUUAUACGUGCAUAGCGCGUAACGGAGAGGGUCAGAUCAGUCACACGGCCCGCGUUAUAAUCGCAGGCGGAGCAGUGAUCACUGUGCCUCCCACGAAUCAAACGAAACUGGAGGGCGAGAAGGUGCAAUUCUCCUGCGAGGCAAAGGCUCUCCCGGGCAACGUGACCGUGCGAUGGUUUCGGGAGGGUGCACCGGUCACGGAGGUGUCGGCGCUGGACACGAGGGUCUCGAUCAAGGUGGACGGCAGCCUCGUUAUCAAUCCCGUCAGCGCCGACGACUCGGGCCAGUACCUUUGCGAGGUAACCAACGGUAUCGGUGAUCCGCAAAGCGCCAGUGCUUAUCUCAACGUGGAGUAUCCGGCGAAGGUUACGUUCACCCCCACAGUCCAGUACCUGCCGUUCCGUUUGGCCGGCGUGGUCCAGUGUUACAUAAAAGCGAAUCCACCCCUUCAGUACGUGACCUGGACAAAGGACAAACGGCUGCUCGAGCCUUAUCAGACCAAGGAUAUCGUCGUCAUGAACAACGGCUCCCUGCUCUUUACACGGGUCAAUGAGAAUCACCAAGGCAGAUACACCUGCACGCCUUACAACGCGCAGGGCACGCAGGGUAGCUCCGGGCCGAUGGAGGUCCUCGUGCGAAAUCCGCCUGUGUUCACCCUCGAGCCGGAACCAAUUUAUCAGAAGAAGGUCGGUGAGACCGUCGAGAUGCACUGCGACGCACAGGAGGCCGAGGGCACCCAGAAACCAUCGAUACAAUGGCACAGGAGAGACGGCGUGCUCCUUCAACGAAAUCGGAUGAAGCCCGCCGGUGGCAACUUGACGAUCGAGAGCCUGCGACGCUCGGACUUUGGAUUCUACCAGUGCGUCGCGUCCAACGAGGUGGCCACCAUAUCGGCCUCGACGCAACUGAUCGUCGAGGGCACGCAACCACACGCCCCCUACAACGUCUCUGGGACCGCGACCGAGUUCUCUGUCACGUUGACUUGGCUGCCAGGUUACUCCGGUGGGCCAGACUACAAGCAGGACUAUACCAUUUGGUACAGAGAAUCGGGUACGUCGGAAUGGGAAACGAUUCCGGUGACUCCUUCGGGUAGCACAACGGUGACGAUCAACAGACUGACGCCAGGUACGCUGUACGAGUUCCAAGUAAUCGGGAAGAAUGCCUUGGGCGAUGGGAUGCUGAGCAAAGUGAUUACCGUCAGGACACUUGACGUGGCACUGACGCAUUCAGCGACUCCAUCCUCGAGCGCCGGUCAAGCAGCAGCCACGGAUCAAAGCGACAUCUUAGAUUAUAAUACUCUCAUAUUACCGACCGAUUCCACGGGCAACCCAGUCUUCCCGCCAAUCAUGCGCCCGAAAGGACCAAAGCCAGGUCCACCGAAGAAUCUCACGGUGACAGAGAUCAGUAACGGUUUCCUGAUAACCUGGCAAGCACCCGUGGAACGCAACCACCUGAUUCAGUACUAUACCAUUAAGUACAAGACGGAUGGACCCUGGAAAACGCUCAACAAGGGACAAAUCCGACCCGAGGAAACCAGUUAUUUGGUGAAGAAUUUGGUCGGUGGUAGGACCUACUAUUUCCAAGUGUUCGCGAACUCGGCGACGAACUACGGCGCCAGCGAGCAGGUGAAAUUUCCCGUACCGGCCCGGGUGAAGCACAAGGCCAUCACCGCAGGCGUUGUCGGUGGUAUACUCUUCUUCAUCGUCGCGAUUAUCCUGAGUAUAUGCGCGGUGAAGAUAUGCAAUAAACGGAAGAGACGAAAACAGGAGAAAGAACUGCUUUCAGCGUAUAGUAUGGUGACCUGCCGGGUCACCGACGCCAGGAACGGCGCAGGGCAGGCGCCCCAGGGAACAGUGCCUUUGAAAAAACCUAGAAAAAGCCGAGUACCAGGUCUAAAUCUCCUGCGGGAGAUCCUGACCCCGGAUACACCGGACUCGUGCCGUGGUAGGCCGCUGGGUAAGAUCUCCCGCGCGGCCGACGGCCGAUUCGUCGUGGCGGACUCGGUGCUCAGCUCGGCGAACAACAGCAUCAUGGACGCGUCGAGCAGCGACGACGGUGGGUUCCUUCCGAAGCAGCGACUGAAGUCUUCGUGGCGGCGACCGCUGGUCGGCACCAGCCAGCUGAGCCUCAGAUCCGAGGGUAGCGGGGUGUCCAUCAACGGGGCUCUGCCGCCAUCUAUCCAUCAUCGCGGAACGGUGAACUCGUUGGCCAGCAGGAUCAUCGCGCCGGCCAUCUGCACGAUAGCGUCGCCCAGAUUUCUGGCCAGUUCGCCGAGCGGCACCCAGGUGCCCUGGACACCGUUGUACUUCAGUGAUCUGAGCUCGGUCAAACAACCAUCCUCCGUUGAACGUUCGUUUCCGACGCCGCCCGAUUACCUUCAGCUGCGUAGCAUGCAUCAACGGUACAGCCAGGAGCUGCCCUCGCUGAAAGCCAUACACGCGGAGUCCAGGAGGUUUGUCCCGGUCCAGCCUUUGGCUACCUCCUCGCCGCCUCAGCCUGCCGGUAGGCCGAGGGCGAGGCUUCCGCCUAGACACGCGAGGCACGCGAGGUCCGCCCCCGAGCUGGCCGCGUCUCCCGAUCUCGAGACCUCGCCGGAAAGCAGGUCGAGCAGCUCGGGAUUCGGCAGCAAAAACACCUCGCAGCAGAAUCAAAGCUCGAGAAGCGGCAGCACCGUGGCCGAGUGGCGACCACCGCCUUACAGGCCGCCGCCGCCACCGUUGGUCGGCCGAUGGCUGGAGCUUCAAGAUCAACCGAAAGUCGGUCACACACUAAUACAGAACGCCGUGGACGCGGGCAGCGUCGACGGACACUACGAGUUCGAUCCCGUCUCGUGCACGCCAACGCCCACGUCCGCCUCCACGCCGACCAGAGAGGAAAGACCGCCGGUGCACCAGAUUCACGCCAUUCACGUGCCGCAUAUUCAUCAGGUGCACACGGUGCAUCAUCAAACGCCGAGAUACAGCAGGGACAACAUCGAGGCCAGGGUGCAGGCAAUGAAAGCCGAGUUCCAUCAGUUCCGACAGCGGCAAGCGAGGCGAAGGCAGAGCGCACACUUGGAGAGCGCCUGUUGACGGCAACUGUUUCCUAGUAGUAGGCCACGUCGUUGGAUCGUACCAAUUCGAUCGUCGGAUACGUCCGCUUCGGGACGCGAGCGCGCACCGGUCGACUCUACCUGGGACAAUUUUACGAUCAGUUUACGAUCAACGCGCGAAGGAUAUCCAUUUCCCGGGUGGGAGCAGACGAAUGCGAACCGAGCCGGGAGCAAACAAGUCUCGAAGAAUCCUAGUAAAUCCCGGCUGUGACGCAAUACUCUGCGAAAGCGAUUCCAAGCGGACGUCGUCGUGAUUAUCAUCGGAGACCAACUGUUAAAGCACAACGAGGAUCAUCGUACGCGCCUACACUGUGGGCAACUUUAAGUCAAUUCUACUUCAGCUGGGCAACCAUCUGCAAAUGGCUGUUACAAGCGUCAGCUCAGGAUACAUAAAUUUUCGCCAACGCGACAACCAACGUAGUAGAACCUUAACGCGUUAAGGAAAUAUCGUUUCGGAUCUGAUCGUUAACGGACUCGCGGAGGAACUCGAGACGAAGAUCGACGUUCCCGGAGAGGCCAGCGACAGACGCCGGAUGGACACGAUACACCAGUUCGACGAUCGCGUUUUUGAUCGCGUACCGGGGCGCGUACCAACCACGCCUACGUCCGAUUCGAUGGACUGCGAUUUUUAGCGACGGUAUAUUAUACAAACGGGGGGAGGGGGGGGUUGGGCGAAGAUACGAAAGCGCCGGAAGAGUUCCAACGAAAGAAGGGGACGUUUGCUCGGAAAGAAAAAUUUACCAGAGGGUAUUCACCGAGCGCAGAAUCGGUGAAAACGGAAAGUGCGAAGAUAUUCUGGGCAGAAACGGUAAGACACGAGACCGCAUGACACUCCAAAGAAACUGUACCGUGCUCCGUAUACCUUUGAAGUAAAGAAACAAAGCGACACGUAAGAUUAAACUUAAUCGUACACAGUAAGUGAUAAUUAACGAAAAGAGAAGAUAACGAAAAAAAAAAAAAAAUGAAAGC
This is a messenger RNA of Dufourea novaeangliae, 4595 nucleotides long. RefSeq names its product protein turtle. The record is from RefSeq and is a predicted model, not a curated record. The transcript has 13 exons. NCBI's taxonomy places the organism in Eukaryota, Metazoa, Arthropoda, Insecta, Hymenoptera, Halictidae. Gene Ontology annotation, cellular component: axon; plasma membrane. Bases 1 to 3606 code for a protein of 1201 amino acids. Gene Ontology annotation, biological process: homophilic cell-cell adhesion; axon guidance; dendrite self-avoidance. Gene Ontology annotation, molecular function: cell-cell adhesion mediator activity.